GCAUUUUUCCACCGAGCAGUUGCAGUUUGAACGCGGAUCGUGUCGGUCGAACAUCGCUCCCUUGUUCGCUUCGUUUCCGAGGGGGAAAAUCUUGUGCCAAGCCAAACAGCAGUGAAAUAAAUCUUGUGCGUGAUCCAAAAAUAACGCCCAGAAAAUAUCUGCAAAAGGGGACACAAACAGAGCGCGUGCCAAGUGCUCAAGUGAAAAUGUUUACGCGCAGAAGGCACCAAAGUUAAUCAGUUCGAAAAAGAAAAGUAGUCGGAGAGUGAUUUAUUUUAAGUGUGCUGCAAUCGUUACUGAAUGAAAAAUAAUCAAAAAGUCUUCGAUUUGUGUGCAAAGCCACAGAAAGUGACAAAUGAAAAUACAGCCCUUGCCAAAAUUGUUUUGCGCAUUUAUCGGGCACAUCAAAGAUACAAGAAAUUAAGCGCAAAUUGCAGGCAAAACUUUUGUAGCAACUAAAGUAAAAUACAGAAAGAAUUGGACAAUGGAGAAUGCUAAAUACUGGAAGUAAAUAAGUGUGGAAACUAUUUAAGGCGCUCAAAGGAAAUCCAUGUAAAUACAGAGUAACGAAAAUGUAAGCAUUCAGUUGGGCACAACAAAGUAGGAAAAACAGUGAGAGCCGGGAAAAAGAACAAUUAACCAAACAGGAAAGACAAACACGAGCGGAAUGUGAAAAGUUUGCGGAUAGCCGAGUGUAAGACCAAAAUUAAUAUCGAAAAUAGCAGAACGCAGCAGGAAAGAGCAGGAGGCGGAAAACAAAGCCAUGAAGUUUCGUUUGGCAGCAUUUUGGCUAUUUCUGCUGACAGUUGGCGGCAAUCACUGGCAAUUAAGCCACGUUGGAUACUGGGGCGUGGCGGCCGACAGGCAGUUGCACAAAGGAAAUGAACUGGAAAACGCAAUGAAAUUGCGUGAGACCUCAAAGCAAACGCGGGUUAUCGGGGACAUCACGACGACAAUUCAGCCGGUUCCGGAUGCCAGAUCGAUUGGCCAUCAGUUUCUGCGAGCAGCCAAGGCCGCCCCGCCCAGUUUGGAGCUGCAAUUCAGGCAGACAUUGUCCCAGCUCUUCUCCAGCGACGAAACGACCAGAGGCGACGCAACUGCCACCGAACUGCCCUCGGCCGCAUUUUUGGCCACCGACGAUGGACGCGAUGGCGAGGCGACGACCACUCAUCACCCGGGGCGACGACACGUGGUCCCCGACAAGCUGCAGUACACCCAGGAGAUCCAGGUGAAGCAGGGCCGCCUCAUGGGCAUCACCAGGCGCUUCCAGGUGACCAGCGGGCUGCGCCAAGUGGACCAAUUUCUGGGACUGCCAUACGCGGAGGCGCCCACCGGCAGUCGCCGCUUCAUGCCACCGGGUGCCCCUUUGCCGUGGCAGGGACUGAAAAUAGCGCGGCAUCUUCCACCGGUAUGUCCGCAAAAAUUGCCGGAUCUUUUUGCCCACGGCAGCGAAAACAUGUCCCGUGGUCGUCAUAAACACCUCAGUCGCCUGCUGCCAUAUCUGCGAACCGAAAGCGAGGACUGUCUGUAUCUGAAUCUGUAUGUGCCACACGAAGAGCCGCAGAGCGUCCCGAAACAGUAUGCUGUGCUGGUGUAUCUGCACGGCGAGUCCUUCGAGUGGAACAGUGGCAAUCCCUACGACGGAUCCGUGCUCUCGAGUUAUGGAGAGGUGAUUGUGGUCACCGUAAACUACCGCCUGGGAGUGUUGGGAUUCCUGCGGCCCAGCAUCGACGCACACAACAUAGCGAACUACGCACUCCUGGAUCAGAUUGCGGCGUUGCAUUGGAUCAAGGAGAACAUCGGCGCCUUCGGCGGCGACAACUCGCGUGUCACUUUGAUGGGUCACAGCACGGGUGCGGCAUGCGUCAAUUACCUAAUGGUAUCGCCAGUGGCCUCAGGCCUAUUCCACCGCGCCAUCCUGAUGUCCGGAUCCGCGAUGUCCGACUGGGCAGCCAGCAAUCAGUCGCUGCAACUGACCAUGCAAAUCGCCCAUGCCCUCGACUGUCCUCUGAACGAGCACGUGGACGCGGAGGACGAGGAUGUCCUGCUCGAUUGUUUGCGCCAUCGUCGCUACCAGGAUAUCUUGCACAUACCGACGGCGCUCACACAAUUUUCAACAUCAUUGGGUCCAAUUGUCGAUGGACAUGUUAUACCAAAUCAACCGUACAAGGUCAUGGGGCAUUAUACGGAGCACUUCAGCCGUUAUGAUUUAUUAUUCGGCAUCACGGAGUCAGAAUCCUAUCAUACACUGGCCGCAUUAGCACUCGAGGAAGGAUUACGUGAAAAUGAACGCGAUAAUUUAUUGCGCUUCUAUAUGCAGAGCCGCUUUGAUGUACGCCCCGAUUUGGCAUUGGCUGCCACGCUGAAGAAAUACCAGGACAUGUACAACAAUCCGAUUAAGGCCACUAAUUUGGAGCAUCGUGACGUCGUCCUGGACAUCCUGUCCGAUGCCAGAGUCGUUGGUCCGCUGCUGCAGACGGGGAUGUUCCACGCGGAUGUCAAUAGGCGCAAUUAUAUGUACGUAUUUGGCCACAACAGCGCGACAGGACCGUAUGCCCACUUACCGCAUAGCAUUAUGGGCGAGGAAUUGGCGUUUAUCUUCGGGGCUCCUCUGGCUCCCGCAGGUCCUUUUCCCAGUGGAAACUAUACGGUGCAGGAAAAGCUGCUUUCCGAGGCGGUAAUGGCAUAUUGGACGAAUUUCGUAAAGACUGGUAAUCCCAAGGCUCCAUGGAAGGGGAUCUUCCUUAAUUCCCAUGCCCUCGAGUGGGAUCGUUAUGAUCUGGACUGGCCGGAAUUCAAUAGGAGGGCUCAGGCGUACUUGAAUAUUGGCAUUCCCCCCACAGUGGGUUAUAAAUACCGCCAGAUCUACAUGAAUUUCUGGAACAAGGAACUCCCCGACGAGCUGAAUCAGAUUGCUGCCAUUCAGGAGCAGAUGCACUUCCCCCAUCAAGAGGUGAUUACGGGUCACAUGAGCAAGUACGGGCCAAGGGACCACGGAGGGGAGGACCCCGUGAGGACACUCAAGCUGCUUCUUCAGGAACCCAGCUUGGCAGGUCCUAAUCAGAGUGGCGAAUCCACGGAAACGGCGGCGGAGAAUAUGUACAAUGCCCCGCCCACUUUUGGCCAUGUGCACAAGAUGCAGGGUGGCAGUGACUUCGAGGACCUGGUGACCUCUACGAAUCCCUUGGAAAGCGAAGAGGAUCAGCAGCAGUCUCCACCUGAAACGGUGGCCAAGUCAGAGGCCACGAUGCACCUCUUGAUUGCUCUAAUAGCCAUUAUAAUAGCUCUUAAUCUACUGAUUUACGGAACCUUCCUCUUGAGGCAACGUCGUCGGAGGGCGAAGGCUUUGCCAUUUCCUGCUCCCAAAUUAGGGGGCACCAUCCUAAGUUACGAUGGCGCCAACGAUGAGGAGCUGAAGCGGUGCAGCAAGUCCCGCGAUGGAGACGAUAGCUUCGUCUUGGAAAUGACCAGGAAGUCGAACACCUACGAGGCCAUCAAAACUGGUCAGAGAUCGCUCAGCUGCUCCACAGUGGACACCCACACGAAGGUCUGUGAAUGGAUGUCGAAUCAGGAGGCCCCAAAGUCGGGUAGUUUCAACACGGCCACGCCUCCUCCUCAACCGAUUCUAUCGGAUGGCAGGCUCAUAAUCUGCCAGGACAUCGAGGUGGCCGAUGCAGCUCUACUCAUCCCACAAAAUAUCCAUGAACCGCAGCACUACGAGAUGUUACUCCAGAGACAACACUCAGCUUUGACCGAACCCUGUGAUGAUGUCCUCCAGCAGCAGUAUCCCUUCAGGAAUCACUCGCACUCCCACUCGGAUCCUGUGGACAUGAUCCUGGCUGCCGAUGAGCAGGUCACCAGUUUUGUGCACGCCGACGACGUGGAUAUCAAUGUAACCAGUAGAGAGGAUUCCGAUGGCAUGGAAGUCAUCCCUUUGACAGCUGCACAGCAAUUGGAACUCCUGCGGCAGCGCAACUACCCGAAGGUCCUGCCCACGGAACAGGAUCCAAUGAGCACCAGUUACAAGCGGAACUCCCUGCCGCCGCAGAACUUCAGCGCUCCCCUUCCUCCUCCGCGAACCAUAAGCAAUACCUUGGGCAGGAGGCGGAGGGACAGCAGCAACAUAACCACUUCGCCACUCCAGGUGGCCAGGGACUGCGGAGCCGAGGAGGAGGAGCUCAGGGAGCCGCAGAUCUCGCAGAACACCCUCAUCGUGGGACCCAUUGUGCCCAAAUCGCCGGCCAGCAGUCUGAAGCGAGUGAAGAGAGUGCCCGAGGCACCGGCAAAAUCCUCGCUCAGCGGAUCCUUUCAGUCCUUCGAGUCCGUGCCGCCGGCCCACGAGACCACGCCCCCUCAGGGCGAGCGGACCGAGUGCAUUUACGCAAUUAAGCCCGCUCCCGUGAGCGGCAGCUGGUCGGCGCCCAAUGGCGAUUUGUACGCGCAGCCCAUUAAGUCGCCCUCGAGGACAUCGCUUAUACCACGAGCUGUAAAGCUGGGCGAAUCCCCGCCAGGAGCUGCAGCUGCAGCUGGUUGUGGGGAAUCUCCCGGAGCCUCAUCCCCGACCACGCCGGCCAGCCGCAUUCCUCAAUUGCAGCGUCAGGCUUCCGGCAAGGAUUUGCAAACAGCUAUAACAGCUUUAGCUGCAACAACAACAACGAACACGACCGACACCACCACAAAUCCUUUGGGAUGCCAGCAGCGAACCGAUUCCACAAUAUCAUCGGGUUCGUCGGCUUCCAAUGCCUCGACCACCGACUCGUCCUCCUCCUCGUCCACUGGCACCGUGCGCACCGAGCUCCAGCAGUUCCAGCCGUCGCCGGGGAGAAGUAUUACGACCAAUAUAUAGGAGCGCCAGGGAGCGGCUGCCAAGAAGUCCUGAAGGACUUCCCGCCGGGCCCGCAAUGCGGCGACAGACAGCUGCCUGCCAAGUCCUCUCCAUUGGUUGUCGGCAUCCCAAGCCAGGCCAUCUCUCUGGUUUCACCCAAGUCCGGAAUUUUAUGGAGCCUGCGUAAAAUUUAAUAAUACAUUUUGGUGUAAAGUUUAUCUUUGACUCGGCGGCAUUGCUCGUGGUUAGAGCUCCGACUGCUGGUCCUCUGACUUUUCUGCGUGGAAAGUUUCUGCCGGCGUAAAUUAGUUAGGAAAAUUGCAGAGAAGGUUUCCUUGGAGAUUGCAGCGAUGCUUCGCCGUAUCGAUAUAAGCAGCGAUUCCCGUGAGGCAAACUUGUUUUCAACCUAAUAAAACAUAGAUAAAGUCGCUUUAACCAGUUGCCUGGAAGUAAUUACAAAUCAUAUUAGUUGGAUAUUCAUGCAUCUUGAACUUCAGUUAGCUUAAAUAUUAAGUUCUUGAUUUUGUUUAUUUAGUAAUAAUUGUCGGAUUUAUAUUGAUCAUUUAAUUAUUAAAUUAUGGCUUGUAUAUACAACAAAGGAAAUAAAAAUGUAACAUUUCAGAUUAAAAAAUAAUAAUAAAGGUGUAUAACCAAAAAAAAAAAAAGAGGAAUAGAGACACAAGUUUCACAGGAAAAACACAUUAUUUCUCCUCCUUUGAACUUUAAUCAAAGUUAGACAAUUUAAGUCACAGUAUUUAAAAUAGAACCUUAAAUAAGAAGGCAUCAUUGCAACCAGUUUUAAGCACUUGAAAAUAUUUAGACUACCAUUACAGAAAAUAGCCAUAAAACGCCAAAGAAAACAUGGAACUCAAGAAAAUACUUUAGAGUUCACCACAAUCCCAAUAACGAGUAUUAUAAGAUAAAUGUUUGUAUUCUCUUUAAUGUAAAUUACGUUAACCAUAAGCCACCAUACGCACAUAUAGAUAUGCUCAGAAAUAUAGUGAAAUAAAAAAUAACACAAUGAAAGCA
Messenger RNA from Drosophila ficusphila, 5854 nucleotides. RefSeq names its product neuroligin-4, Y-linked. The coding region runs from base 764 to 4846 and encodes 1360 amino acids. Gene Ontology annotation, molecular function: neurexin family protein binding; signaling receptor activity. The record is from RefSeq and is a predicted model, not a curated record. Gene Ontology annotation, biological process: chemical synaptic transmission; presynaptic membrane assembly; synaptic vesicle endocytosis. The transcript has 12 exons. NCBI's taxonomy places the organism in Eukaryota, Metazoa, Arthropoda, Insecta, Diptera, Drosophilidae. Gene Ontology annotation, cellular component: synapse; postsynaptic membrane; cell surface.